Messenger RNA from Pelagomonas calceolata, 3573 nucleotides. The record is from the annotation of a GenBank genome assembly. NCBI's taxonomy places the organism in Eukaryota, Pelagophyceae, Pelagomonadales, Pelagomonadaceae.
AUGGCGCGGUUAUGGCUGCCCCUGCUGCUAUCGCCUUACGCCGCGCGGGCAUGCGCGUUGGACAACUUGACGCGCGCCUGCAUGAGCGGAAACACCACUGCCCAUGAGUGGCCCUAUGAAGACUGUUGCGAUGCCUACAAGGAACUCAACGAGAGCGUCUGGUGCGCCGCCGGCGUGCGGAACAGUUCAGGAUUCCAGGCGCUGAACGCCUGGUCAGGAGACGGCUACGGCGCCUACCGCGUCGCGGACGAGUGCGGCGCGGCGCUGCCGCAAUGUUUCGUCGACGCGGACCGAGAAGCGACAGCGAUCAAGCUGACGAAGCUCAUCGACUGGGGCCCGAGCUACGAGGACGACACCCUCAAAUGGGACGCCGAGAUGACGGCGAUUUGCCACGCCGACAUCGAGUACUGGCAGCCGCACAUCGGCGCUUAUAUAGGACGAAACGAGUUCAUCGAGUACGCCUACACGCUGUCGCCGAAGUUCAAUGGUGGUGCGUUCCUGCACUCGCCGAUCAACAUCGUCGACAUUGCAAAAGGCGAGGGCGACUGGGUCAUGAACUACACGUGGCGCACGGCCGCCGGGUUCAACGACGAGACGCUCGACGGAAAGCCGGACGAGACAACCAUCCUAAAGCUAGGGUUCUCCGACGACCCGGGCCAGGCCUACCGCCUGACCUACACGGAGUUCUCGCGACCGACCUACGAGUUCAUGUCGCAGAUCUCGAUGACGCCCACCGUCUUGUGCGGCACGGCGCUGGCGUACUGCCCCGGGACGCUCUUCCCCUACGACUCCAUGGACGCCUGCGUGAGCUACCUGACCGAGACCGUGCCGGGGGCCUGCCUCGACGGCGCCGGCGGCUUCUUCAGCGGGGACACGCGCGCGUGCCGCCAGAUGCAUCUGCAGCUCGCGCUGCUGGACCCGAUCGUCCACUGCCCCCACCUGGGGCCCGACUCGGAGAAGUGCACGGCCGAGGCGCGGUCCGGGUCGCGCGUGACGGCCUACUGCGGCGCGACGUCGCCGCCCUUCGGCCUCGAGCGCGACGCGACGCGGCCGGGCCUCGCCGCGUCCGGCGUCGCGUUCCUGCUCGUCCCGGCGGUGCUGGCGCUGGUGCUCGUGGCGGCCGGCGCGCGGGGCUGGGGCGACGUCGCCGCGCCGGCGGCGCCCGAGCCGACCGACGCGCGGCGCCGCCUCAUUCACCUCGUGAGCUCGAAGUCGCUCGCGGACAGCUCCCUGCGUCGGUCGCUGGGCUCCUCGGUCUCGCUCCUGUCGCUGCCGCGCGACGCGUCGGGCCUGGAGCUGUCGCCGAUGCGGCGCGACGCGUCGCCGCUGCGCGACCGCCCGGACUGGACCUCUCUCUCGCACCGGCCGGUCCCUCGCUUCGUCGACGACGACGCGUGCAGCGGCGCGCCGCCCGCGGCCGAAGACGACGGCGCACAUCCGGACGAGCUGCCGGCGCGGCGCGUCGGCAUCCAGUUCCGAGACAUAGCCAUCGACGCGAUCUCUUGGCGCGGCGAACCGAGGCGGCUCGUCCGGGGCCUCCACGGCGCCGUCGCGCCGGCGACGCUCACGGCCAUAGUCGGGCCGUCGGGAUCGGGCAAGACGACACUACUCAAAGUCCUGGCGGGCCGCGAGGCGCUCUAUGGCUUGAAGGCGACGGGGCGGCUCCGCGUGACGGAGUACGGCGACAAGGCGACGCCGCGGUCGCGCGCCUGGGCGGCGGCGCGGUCGCAGUACUCGUCCUUCGCGACAGAAGUGCCCCUCACGGGCGCGCUGACCUGCGGCGAGCAGCUGCGGUUCUACGCCCUGACGAUCCCAGCGCUGAACGCGUCGACCGCGGCCCGCCUCCAGCGCGCGGCGGCGGUGGCGCUCGAGACGGGCCUGCGGGCCCACGACGGCACGCGGGUCGACCGGUUGUCGGAGGGCUUGUACCGGCGACUGCUCGUGGCGAUCCGGUUGCUGGUCUUGCCGUCGAUUCUCUGUCUCGACGAGCUCACGACGGGCCAGGACGCCGGCACGGCGCUGGCGCUCACGAUGGGCGCGGGGCAGUUGACGCGACGCGGCUUGGCGGUCGUCGUCGUCGUGCACCAGCCGGCGGCGGAGCUCUUCGCCCUCUUCGACCAGGUCAUCGCCGUGCGGCCCGGAGGCGCGGGCUGCGACGUCGCCUCGCCGCAAGCCAUCUGCGACGCCGUCGCCGCGCUCCGUCCACGACAACCCAACUUGGCGGCGAACCCAGCCGACGUGCUGCUCGGCGACGCGCUCCAGGGCAGCGAGAUCUUCGCGCCGCCGCCCGACUUCGUAUCCGCCGUCGUUCCGGCCGAGAAGGCGACGCUGGCGCUCGGCGUCGACGCGCUCUGCCUCCGGACCGCGGCGCUCAAGGCGGCUCGCUUCUACCGCGCGAGCGGCCCGGGCCAGGUGUUUGGGUAUCUCGCGACGGCCAUGCUGCUGGCGCUGGUGCUCGUGACGCUGUUCGAUCGCGUCGACGCGCCGCGGGAGCCGGCGUCGACGGCGGAAGGCGGCGACGUCGUCUUCAUCCUGUUCGUGGGACUUACCACGUUGUGUGGCAUCUCCAAUUUCCAGGUGAACUGCGGCGCGUGCCCCAUCGAGUGGAAGCGCUUCGAGCGGAACGCGGCGUCGCAGUACGACAGCCCGCUCGCGCACUGGCUCUUCGUCUGCGGGCGGGACGUGCUCGUGGUCACUUCCGGAGCGACGCCGUAUUUUCUCGCGACGUACGCGGGUUGCAGAAUGGAUGGGUCCGGCGGGGGGCGGCUCGCGCCGUGUGUGGUCGUGUUCCUGCUGGCGCAGCACGCGUUCCACGCGGCGGGGUCGCUGUUUUACUACGUGAGCACGCCGAAGGAGUCGGCGCUCUGUGGCAUCGCUUUCUCCGGAGUGUACAACUUUAUCAUCUUCUUGCUGGCCGGCGUCGUGGUGCCGCUGGCGCAGAUGCCGCCGUUCUGGCGGGGCAUCGCGAAGCUCUUGCCCGGGGCGAACGCGAUGGGGCUGAUGGUGUUCUACCUCUUCGCGGACCGGCCGUUCGACUGCGACGCGCUGGCCCAUCCCACCAUUUGUAGCGACGGCGACGUCGUCGUGGAGCACUUUGGCUUCGAGAAGUUCGAGGACCGCGUGGGGUCGGCGGUCGCGGUGAUCGUCUUGAACUACGUCCUGGCGCGGCUCCUGCUCCUGGCGAUCCUCGUCCGGUCGGCCUGCCGCCGCGGCACCGCGCCCUUCGGCCCACCGCCGGUCGACGAUGAUGGCUCGUCGAUGGGCCCGGACUCGCCGCUCACCGUCGACUCGGACAACACGGUCUGGUCCGUGCGGCACGCGGAGAGCGGGUCGCCAAAGCUCUGGCCGGGGGACCAGGCGUCUUCUCUGCGGUCGGCGGAGGCGGUCUAGUAGUCUUCUCUGUCGUUGUAAGCACGGGUUGUUUUAUUGUUGAUCUUUGAACAGACUUCUUCUCUGCGGUCGGCGGAGGCGGUGUAGUAGUCUUCUCUGUCUUUGUAAGCACGGUUUGUUUCCUUGUUGAUCUUUGACCGAACUUCUUCUCUGCGGUCGGCGGAGGCGGUGUAGUCCUUGUAA